AUGGCUUCAACACAACACUUUGCGACUAUGGAGAAACUUUCUGGCGAUGUUUUAUCAGACAUAUUCAUCAGAUUAUUGGCCAAACAGCUUGCUCAAAUGAGGUCUGUUUGUAAAUCUUGGAAUGCUCUGUUAUCUCAAUCCUCUUUCAUAAAAUCCCACGUCCAUCGUUCUGUCCAUAACAAUCAUGAAUUUCUCUUGUUCUAUGAGAAUUGUGAAACAUUACAGUUAGACUCUGAACCAUUUACAGCACACCCGUCUACAUCUCCCCAUGUGGAACUCACUGAUUUUAUCAAACUCCCAGCUACUCUCCAGUCUAGAGGCGCCAAUGUUAUUGGGUCCGUUAAUGGCUUAAUCUGUUUGUAUUAG
This is a messenger RNA of Lactuca sativa (garden lettuce), 366 nucleotides long. RefSeq names its product putative F-box protein At3g17480. Gene Ontology annotation, molecular function: protein binding. Lineage: Eukaryota; Viridiplantae; Streptophyta; Magnoliopsida; Asterales; Asteraceae. The record is from RefSeq and is a predicted model, not a curated record.